Leptinotarsa decemlineata (Colorado potato beetle) is the source of this 5746-nucleotide messenger RNA. RefSeq names its product 1-phosphatidylinositol 3-phosphate 5-kinase fab1 (gene fab1). NCBI's taxonomy places the organism in Eukaryota, Metazoa, Arthropoda, Insecta, Coleoptera, Chrysomelidae. The record is from RefSeq and is a predicted model, not a curated record. Gene Ontology annotation, biological process: regulation of reactive oxygen species biosynthetic process; phosphatidylinositol metabolic process; melanosome organization. Gene Ontology annotation, cellular component: vesicle membrane; cytoplasmic vesicle. Gene Ontology annotation, molecular function: 1-phosphatidylinositol-5-kinase activity; ATP binding; metal ion binding.
AGACAGAUUUACAAAGGAAAGAAGGUGUUUAUUUUCAUGUUUUCAAACAAAAAAUUGAAUUACCUAUUCCUUUAAUGUUAACAAAUUACUUCUUGGUUCUAGCAGUCGAUUUUACCGUAUAAUGAAAAAAUAAAAUUAUAUGAAGAGGAAUAUUUGGAAAUAGAUCUUAUUUAUCUUUAUUGAUAAUGAGUAAAAACCUGCAGUCCGCAACAAAACUCACGGAAUUUGCACCUCUGCAGGCCGAAGACCCAAAACCUCAGAGCGUUGGGCAAUUUUUAUCCAGUUUUUUUAAGAAAAAAAACAUUCCAGAAGAAAAUGUGAAUGAAAAUAAGGAAAUCCUUGUCCCAGAAUCUCUCCCCAACUGGGCAGUUGACUCGACAGUAGAAGCAAAAAAUAUAGACAAUGAUGCUGUUUCUAAUGUCUUUGCAGUUGACGUAAAUGAAGGCCGAAGUUUACCAAACGUAGUAAAAAGAAUAAGCAAUCUAUUAGCUCUGAAGAGUAGUAAUCUACAAGACUAUGGAGACACCGAAUUGAAACAGUACUGGAUGCCAGAUUCAGUCAGUAAAGAGUGUUACGAAUGCUCUGAAAAAUUCACAACAUUCCGUAGGAGACACCACUGCAGAGUUUGUGGCCAGAUAUUUUGUUCUCAAUGCUGCAGUGAGCAAAUACCUGGAAAGAUAUUUGGCUGUACAGGUGAUUUGAGGGUCUGUACUUACUGUUGCAAAGUUGUUUUAUCCUACUUGCAGUCAUCGGAUUUUACCACAGAUUUGUCUGCAGAUUUAAGAGUUCUGCAAGAAAAUUUGCAGUCAAAAUUCGGUAAAGAUGAUUCUCCUAACCUUAUGGAUGAUAACACUCUGAGUAUUUCAAAUUCCAAUACAUCGGAAGAGAACACAUUGAAGAGAAAAAUUUCAGUUGGUUACCAAGAAGAAAAGUUUGCAUCUGGAGGGGCAAAUGUUACAUAUUUGUCAUCCGAAGAAAAAUGUAGGGCCCUACAAAAUUCGUCAUCUCUCAGGAGUCUUUUCGAAGAAUUAUGCAAACCUUCUACAGGUGUUCCAUUUGAAACUCAUAGAUAUCGGCUGAAAACUUACACCCAGUGUUUCCUUGGGUCCGAAUUGGUUGAUUGGUUAAUUUUUCAGCAGAAAGCUAAAAACAGGAUUCAAGCUUCAGCAAUAUGUCAGGCUCUUCUAGAAGGUGGUUUCAUUGAGAGUUUUUCGGACCCGCAGACUUUUGUCGAUGGCUACUCUUUUUAUAGCAAAGGAGUUGCUUCUUCGCCUGAGUUACCUAGGUCUAACUUAAAUUUUGAUGUUCCAUUCCAUGAGGAACCACAUUGGGUUCAACAAAUACCUCAGGAAUCAAGUACUACAGACUCCGAUAAUGAACAGAUGUCUCCUAUGAAUAUGACACAAGGAAAUAUCACUUCUUCUUCUUCGUACAUGUUGGAUCUCAACUUAGAAGCCAACACUGUAUAUUUAUCGAGGCCUCCGGAUAUUGACUUCAAGUCACCUGAUGUUAGUGAAUACGAACAGCAAGAUAACGAAGAAACUAAUAUCGUGAGGCCUUCAGAACAGCUGGAAGUUGCUCCAGAAUCUGGUUGGUUCAAUGCCUCAAAUUUGAGAGAAGAAAAUCGUGAAAAACUGGCUUACAGUUUACUAACUGAAACAUUCGAACAGCAUGAACUAAGUUUUCUGAGACAGUUGUUAUCUUUGAAGGGUUUGCCAAGUUCUUGGGUUGAAGUCAUCAUACCGCUAAUUCAUGAAAUAAUAGCAAUUAUUAGACCAGAUAAAAAUCAUGACGCUGUUGACCUCGACAUAAGGCAUUACGUUCAGUUCAAAAUAAUAUCCGGUGGUCCGAGAACUGACACCGUUUUAAUUGGGGGUAUAGUUUGCAGUAAAAAUGUAGCUCAUAAAGCCAUGUCGACAGAUAUAGAGAAUCCAAGGAUAUUGUUGCUACAAUGUUCGAUUGUUUAUCAAAGAACCGAAGGAAGACUGAUGUCUUUAGAGCCUGUGCUGAUGCAAGAACACGAAUAUUUGAGACACGUUGCUGCCAGAAUAGUUGCGCUCCAACCAAACGUGGUGCUAGUCCAAAAAAAUGUUUCCAGAUUAGCUCAAGACAUGUUGAGGCUGCACAAUAUCACCCUCGUUCAUAACGUUAAGCAGAGCGUUCUGGAAAGGUUGUCGAGAUGUACUCAGGCGGAUUUAGUUUCUGCCGUUGACGCUCAUAUAGGCCGGCCGAAAUUGGGGACUUGCAAGAGGUUUUAUCUGAAGAGUUUCGAUAUUGAAAAAGGUGGGUUGAAAACUCUGAUGUUUUUUGAAGGCCUCCCGUUACCACAUUUAGGUGGUACAGUGCUGCUAAGGGGAGCAUCAAAGCCUGAACUAGCCCAAUUGAAAAAAGUGUCUUCAUUAUUAUUAUUUACGGCGUACAACUGGAGGCUGGAGAAAUCAUUUUUGAUGGACGAGUUUGCCAUGCCUCCCAAUACCAAGUUUGAGUUCUUCGAAGAAAGCAGAGAAAACUCUCCAGAAUGUCCAGAACCGAAAGUUGCAUUCACUGAGUUCCAAGAAACUGUUUCCAUUCCAGUUGAUACAAAUGAAAAAGUGGAAAAAGUCAUCCCAAAAAGAAUAUCGAGGGAUGAACAGUCUAAUGGGGGCAAGAAAAUCACAGCAGAAGCUAUUGAAGAUUUCACAGAUCCCUUACAUUCGUAUGACACUGAUUUACAUUCUGAAAAAAAUGCAGCGAAUUCUGAAACUUUCACUGUGGCUCUGUUACCAUUUUCUAACAAUUUCAGGAAGCAUUUAGAUGAUAUUAUACUGUGCAUAUCUCCUUACAUAGUUUUCCCAGUUCCUUAUUUAGAGACAGAACAAGGAAAAAAAUGUAAACUGAGAAUGUUUUUUCCAAGAGAUAUAUAUUCCAGUGAACAGUUUGAGAAUGGUAGAAAAAACAAAAGGAAAGAGUUGGAAAGUUUUGCUUGUAAACAUAACAAAUCUAAUAAUAUGGUCAAACCUCCUCAUCCGUUUUUGCUUGCCCAAAUAACUUCUAGCGUGGACAAUCCAAAUAUUCAAAAUAUGCUUGCUAACUUUAGGGCUUGUGGCGGCAGGUAUGAGAAGAAAGAGAAUAUUUGUCUGAAAAUCGAAUCGAAAACUGUCGAGAAGGCAGAGCCUGAAGUUAUUGUCAAAGAUGCGCUAGAUCCGCAUAAUCACCAAAGAUUAGCAGUACUAUUUUGUAGUUAUAGUUCUGAAUCCAACAAUGCUCCAGCAUUUUGUGUCAACCCUUGGGUAGUAUAUAUGGAUUUUUAUGGUCGAAAUGACAUACCCCUAGGUUGCUUCUUAGAGCGAUACUGUUUUCGCUCUACAUACACAUGCCCUUCUAAAUUGUGCGACACCCCAAUGGUUAGGCAUAUAAGACGGUUCGUACACAACACCGGCUGUGUUAGUAUAUGUCUGAACUACUUUGAAAACGAAUUUUCCGAAGAGCACAUCGUCAUGUGGUCUUGGUGCACCAAGUGCCAAAGAGUUUCUCCUGUCGUUCCAUUAUCUGCUGAUAGUUGGUCAUACUCUUUCGCAAAAUAUCUAGAACUAAAGUUCCAUGGGGAUACGUUCAGUAGGAGGGGGCAGUCAGCCUGCGACCACAGCUUGCACCACGAACACUAUCAAUAUUUUGGAUACAAGAACUAUGUGGCAUCAUUCAAAUUUUCUCCCAUUAGUAUUUGGGAAAUCUCGUUGCCGCCAUCUCUGAUUGAGGUUAAAUAUGAUGUGAAUAACCUUCAAACUCAGCUUAUAGACGAAAUUCGUAUCAUGGCUCAAAAAGGGCAUGAGAUAUUCUCAUUAAUAUUGGACAAAUUGAUGGUGCUGCCCGGAGAAGAAACGGAUGCCGUCAGCAACAUGAAACUGGCAUUGACUAGAGAACAUGUGCAGUUCAAGCAGAAAGUGGAAGAAGUUCAGUUGAAGCUCACUUCACCAACCAUAGAAAAUAAGGAAUUUGACGAGAAAGAACUUCAUGUAGCUUAUUAUAAAAUAGGAGAUGCUCUCACAAGGAUAAAGAGAUCCAUUGUUGAAAGUGUAGAUUCUUGGAAUGUACAGUUGAGUGAAUAUACACGUAAGAAAGAUGGGGAUAAAAAGAGAGAAAAACUUCCUCCUAUAGAUUCUGACAGUAAUAGUACCGAUGAAGUUCUACAAGAAUCUCUAGAUUGUGGUCUGACAAGCAGCUUGGAAGAAAAAGAAUCUAGUAAUGCAAUAACAAAGAGAAUCAAAAGCUUGGAUAACAGUGAUACCGAAUCAUUGGCCCCAUCAUCACCUAAGAGUCAUCACAGGUCCCAAUCUGAUGGUACCAUAAUUUCUCAAAGCGAUGAUUCCACAGACGGUAAAAAAGAUAGUGAUAAAAAUAAGGUGAAGAAUAUUUUAUCCCAUUUACUCACGCCAUCAACAAACACAUAUUCGAUCAGCUGUCCCUUCAGCAAUCAAGAACACUACUUGCUACCUGAAUCAACCAUUCCUAUAGUCGUAUUAGAAAGCGAACCGAGUUCGGUAGUUGCCUAUACUCUCUGUUCGAAUGACUACAAGAAGGCAUUUGAUGAAUUGACUAAUAAAAAAACUCAAACUGAUCAGGCCCCGAGUCCUAUAACCAAGAGACGAAGCAACAGUACGGAUAAAGAAAAAAAUGACGAUGACAAAUCUUCGAGUUUACUGGGAUUCUUGAGAAACAAGGAAUCGAAGUCUGACUUGUUUGGACAACCUGCAACAAGUACAUCUGUGGAUGUAGGUACUGAACAAUCGCCAAACCCUGUGGAAAAAAAUGACGAUGCAAAGAAGGCCAGAAACGCUCACAUAGAAGUGCAGUUUCAGGAUUCGAAUAGCAACUUCUUUUGCAGGGUAUACUUAGCAGAGAAAUUCGCGGCUCUUCGCGCUUCCGUUCUACCAAUAGGAGAGGAGGGAUACAUACGAUCAUUAUCAAGAUCUAUACAGUGGAAUGCGAGAGGCGGAAAAUCUGGCUCUAACUUUGCCAAAACUGCAGAUGACAGAUUUAUUUUGAAGGAUAUGUCCAAAUCAGAGGUUCAGCUGUUCUUAGAGUCAGCCUCGAAUUAUUUUGUUUAUAUGAACAAAUGCCACAGUACCAAGCAACCAACGCUCUUGGGUAAAAUUGUCGGUAUAUACCAAAUAGUAUUCAGAAACAAUUCCAAUGUUCCUUAUAGAAGCAAUAUACUGGUCAUGGAAAACUUGUUCUACAACAGGAAAGUUUCGCAAAAAUUCGACUUGAAGGGGUCAAUGCGAAACAGGCUAGUCGUACCAGAUAAUCAGGAAGGAGAAAUCGUUUUGUUAGACGAGAAUCUGCUGAAGAUGACGUGCGAUUCUCCUUUGUAUAUUUUGCCACAUUCCAAGUCAGUUUUGAUAGCUGCCAUUCAAAAUGAUACUGAGUUCCUUUCUACGCAAUCAGUAAUGGAUUAUUCUUUACUUGUUGGACUGGAUUCCGAAAAUAAGGAAUUAGUACUAGGAAUUAUAGAUUAUAUCAGAACGUUUACAUGGGACAAGAGAUUGGAAACCAUGGUGAAGAAAAGCGGAAUUUUAGGUGGGCAAGGAAAACUUCCAACAAUCGUAUCUCCGGAAGAAUACCAAAAAAGAUUCAUAGAAGCAAUGCACAGGUAUUUUCUGGAAGUACCAGAUCAUUGGGCUGGAUUGGGAAAAGGGUUAGAUUUUUAAUUUUUUUGUUGUUUGUUUUAUGUAUAGUGUUAUUUAUUGAUUUGUUUCAUAUUUAUAUA